Messenger RNA from Durio zibethinus, 1838 nucleotides. RefSeq names its product abscisic acid 8'-hydroxylase CYP707A2-like. Gene Ontology annotation, molecular function: heme binding; iron ion binding; (+)-abscisic acid 8'-hydroxylase activity. Lineage: Eukaryota; Viridiplantae; Streptophyta; Magnoliopsida; Malvales; Malvaceae. Gene Ontology annotation, biological process: abscisic acid metabolic process; sterol metabolic process. The record is from RefSeq and is a predicted model, not a curated record.
CCACUUGUUUUCCUCACACAACUACUCACUCCUUCACCCCCAACCAUUAAUACAUGGCAUUCAAUUUCAUGUUUUCUUUGUUUGCUUCAAUCUUCUUCAUUUUUCUCUUCCGUUCUCUCCUUAAAUUCCUCAAACCCAAUCGCCGGGAACUUCCUCUCCCCCCAGGCACCCUCGGCUGGCCUUACAUCGGUGAAACCUUUCAGCUCUAUUCCCAAAACCCAAAUGUCUUCUUUGCUUCAAAGCAAAAAAGGUAUGGCUCCAUAUUCAAGACCCACAUACUAGGCUGUCCUUGUGUGAUGGUUUCGAGCCCAGAAGCUGCAAAAUUCGUGCUCGUGACCAGAGCUCACCUCUUCAAGCCAACAUUUCCAGCAAGUAAAGAGAGAAUGUUAGGCAAACAAGCCAUCUUCUUUAACCAAGGACAGUACCAUGCCCAAUUGAGGAGGCUUGUUCUCCGUGCCUUCAUGCCUGAAGCCAUCAAAAGCAUCGUGUCUAACAUCGAAUCCAUUGCCAAAUUGUCACUCCAGUCAAUUGAAGGGAGGUUGAUAACCACUUUCCAAGAAAUGAAAACAUACACAUUCAACGUUGCCUUACUAUCAAUAUUUGGAAAGGAUGAAGUGCUAUACAGAGAAGAUCUCAAGAGGUGCUACUACAUUCUUGAGAAGGGGUACAACUCGAUGCCCAUUAACCUUCCUGGUACACUUUUCAACAAAUCAAUGACAUCAAGAAAAGAGCUAGCUCAGAUUCUAGCCAAAAUCAUAUCAACCAGAAGGCAAAUGAAGCUCGAUUGCAAUGACUUGCUCGGGUCUUUCAUGGGUGACAAAGAAGGCCUCACCGAUGAACAAAUUGCUGACAACAUUAUUGGUGUAAUCUUUGCUGCUCGUGACACCACCGCUAGCGUACUGACAUGGAUAAUUAAGUACCUCGGAGAAAACCCGAGCGUUCUUCAAGCUGUCACGGACGAACAAGAGGCCAUAAUGAGUGGUAAAGACCAGGGCGGUGAGGAGCAAACUCUCACUUGGGAAGAUACCAAGAAGAUGCCAAUAACUUCUAGAGUGAUUCAGGAGACACUUAGGGUUGCUUCAAUUUUAUCUUUUACCUUCAGAGAAGCAGUGGAAGAUGUUGAAUAUGAAGGGUAUCUUAUACCAAAAGGAUGGAAAGUUUUACCGCUUUUUAGAAACAUUCACCACAGCCCAGAGUUCUUUCCAGAUCCUAAAAAGUUCGAUCCCUCAAGAUUCGAGGCUACUCCAAAACCCAACACAUUUAUGCCAUUUGGCAAUGGAACCCACUCAUGUCCGGGGAAUGAGUUAGCCAAGCUGGAAAUUAUGGUUCUUAUCCAUCAUCUGACCACAAAGUACAGGUGGUCUAUAGUGGGUACAAACAGUGGGAUUCAGUAUGGUCCUUUUGCUCUUCCCCAGAAUGGUUUGCCCAUCAGACUAAUCAAAAAAUCAUAGUAGCCUCAACUCAACAACUCGCAAAAGAAAGAGCAGGCUUACAAGUUGUUAGAUAGGAUGAAGCAAAGAAGGUGCAAAGCCAAAAGGCGUUGAGCUUUCUCUCUUUUUGUCCAAAAGAAUACCCCAAAAGAAGAAACUUAAGAUUAGGAAACCAACCACCUCCAAACGUACAGAAGGGUCUCAGAACUCAUCUCAUAACACCCAAAAAAAAAAAAGGGAAAAGAAAUUCUGUUUAUUCUUUUCCAACUCAUAGAAAAGAAGGAAAUAAAAAUCCAGUAAAAUGAUCAAUGAUUUUCACGUCUGUUCAUCCUCGAAGGGAUUGUUUUUGUAAGUCCGCAAGGCAAAAAAAGAAAUAGAAAAUAAAAUAUAUCAUGUGACUAGUUUUUA